GCUCUUCCGGGUGUUUGUCUUUAGUUGGACGGUGGAUUGUGACAGUCAGACUAACGUAGUUUUUCAUUAACACCUUACGCCUUAAUUUAGUCGAAAUGAAUCGCAUUUUUGGUAAAGGAAAAGCUAAAGGUCCGCCGCCGAACCUGACGGACUGCAUCGGAAGCGUGGAUUCUCGGGCGGAGUCCAUUGACAAGAAAAUUGCCAGACUAGAUGCUGAACUUGUGAAGUACAAAGAUCAGAUGAAAAAGAUGAGAGACGGGCCGUCAAAGAACAUGGUCAAGCAAAAGGCGAUGAGAGUGCUGAAGCAGAAGAGAAUGUAUGAAAACCAGAGAGACAAUCUCAUGCAGCAGUCAUUUAACAUGGAACAAACAAACUACGCAAUCCAAAAUCUGAAGGACACUAAAACCACAGUUGAUGCCAUGAAGGUUGGCCUCAAAGACAUGAAGAAGGCAUACAAGAAUGUGAAGAUUGAUAAAAUUGAGGAUCUCCAAGAUCAGCUGGAGGACAUGAUGGAGGAUGCCAAUGAGAUCCAGGAGGCGAUGAGCAGAAGCUAUGGCACACCUGACAUUGAUGAAGAUGACUUGGAAGCAGAGCUGGACGCCCUGGGAGAUGAGCUGCUGAUGGAUGACGACAGCUCCUACCUUGACGAGGCCUCAUCUGCUCCUUCCAUCCCAGAGGGCCUGCCCGGCGACAAGUCAAACAGGGAUGGUGUCCUGGUAGAUGAGUUUGGCCUUCCUCAGAUUCCUGCUUCAUAAAGGAGGAGUUAGAGAACAUGUCAUGCUGGUUUUACAUGUACCAUAGGCUUUUUUCUAUUUCUCUAACUGACACUCCCGGCCUAAGAAGGCAGCAAUAAAAAUCAAAGUGUCUUCUACCCAACGAACGGUAGAAACUGUAAGGUAAAAAUCAGACAUCUUUAAAGUUUGUGCUUACUAUUCUUUAUAACUACGCUGUGAUUGAUGGAAUUAGGUUUCUAUUCACUUUGUACAGUUUCUGCAGCGCCAUGUUGCAAAAAAUAAAAACCCUAAAUAAAUUAUAUUUUUCAAACAAUA
Molecule: messenger RNA, 1049 nt
Organism: Archocentrus centrarchus (flier cichlid)
Lineage: Eukaryota; Metazoa; Chordata; Actinopteri; Cichliformes; Cichlidae
Gene: chmp5b
Product: charged multivesicular body protein 5b
Exons: 8
Coding region: 96-755 (219 amino acids)
Biological process (GO): late endosome to vacuole transport via multivesicular body sorting pathway; vesicle budding from membrane
Cellular component (GO): multivesicular body
Source: RefSeq, a predicted model, not a curated record